AUAAAAGAAGAAUUUCCUGGAGGUUAUGAAAACAUUGCAAAAAUAACAAGUUACAAAAAUUGUUAUUAGUUUAGGGUGUGACCAUUAUUUUUUUAUUAAUCCAGUAAUCGACAGAUAAUAUAGUAAUAAUUUUAUUUCCAUAAAAAUGAUAUCCUAAAUAAUAUAAACAGAUAUUAACCAAAAUCAGUAAUAAUCGAAAAAGCUAUGCCAUCACUUAGAAAGAGAGUUUCUAGUUAUUUCAGGCAACUAAGUUUCCACAAUGAACAAAGACGAAGGCACAACAUUAACGAGAACUCCUUCGUAACGAAAUAUUUACAGGGCCAUAUCACCAUAACCGACGGCCCUCCGAUCAUUUAUGGAAAAAAUCCUACCGAUUUACCCAAUUAUGAUCUAGGUGUUUAUAACAAUGGAUCGGAUACUGUUGUGGGUUGCUACACAGGACCAAACGGAGGUUUAACUACUGUUAAAAGAAUUGAAAAACAUUUGUCAGUAAUGGAUGAAGAUAUCGAUUACAUUGAUACACAUGAUGAUGAAACAGACAUACAACCUACUUUACCAAAAAAAUCUCCUAACCAAAUCAGCCCAGGACAACCGAUAGAUAAUACAACAAUGGUUAUAAAAGUUGCUGGAAAUGAAUACUGUGUUAUAAACAGACCAAAGAGACAUAGCAAAAGUCAUAGUUUAGGUAGCAUCAAGGAUUUUAAUAUAGAAAUCGAAAAAACUAAGAUCGACAAAAGUUUUUAUUCAAAUACCGUUUCCCAACCUUCGGAACGUAAAAAUAAUUUAGUAGAAAACAAUGAAACGGAUCGGAAAAAGAAUGAGGAAGUAGAUAAUAAAAAAGAUGCUCCCAAAGACACAACUCAGAAGAAAAUUUCAAAGGAAAAUGUCUCUUCUGUGAAAAGAGAUCCACGACAAACGGAGAAAAGAAAUGAAAAUUAUAAUCUUUCUAAAUCUAAAAGUGAGGGUAAUCCCUUUCGCCAUCAGAAAAGAGGAAAAGUUAUCCAAAUCGAAAGGCCAAAUACUAGGGGUGAUGAAAACGUUACGAAUAACUCUAGGCUUCAAAAUGAUGAUUUGUUGCUUCCGAAAGAAUGGAGAAGGAAAUCUGAAUAUGCUUAUGGACUUUCCGAUUCCCUUUACGACAGAAAUCAAGUCACUAAAAAUAAAAAUGGAAAUCCUAUUGCUGAUUGUUUUGGUAUAAUUGCUAGAAAAGAUUCUGCUAUUCUAGCCGUAGCAGAUGGAGUUAAUUGGGGUGAAAAGGCCAGUAUAGCAGCUAAGUCAGCAGUACAUGGUAGUUUACAUUAUUUGAAUAAAACUAUAUUUAAUGAUACAAAACCUUUCGAAAAUCUCACCAUAAAGACUGACGAGAGCUCUUUGUCAAGUGCAGUAUUGGAUGAAAAAGUAAAUCUUGUCAGUAGUACAAGAGAAGUGUUUGUAUGUCUUUUAAGAGCUUUUAAUUGUGCUCAUGAUCUCAUCUUGGAAAAUAAGGGCAUGUUGACUACUUUGACGGUGGCAGUGGUACUACCAUUGAAACAGAAAUUAGAAAGGAGAGUUAGAACACCCAAUGGAGAAAAAAUAGAAACUGAAAUUCAGUACGUGUGUUGUGUUUGUAACGUUGGUGAUACUUUGGCUUACAUUUAUUCUAGAAAAUAUGGAAUUAGAGAGCUCACCAAAGGUUCACACGAUAUAAACUGUAACAGAGAUAUGAGGGAUGCUUUAGGAGCUUUAGGUCCCGUGGACGGUAUCAAUCCAGAACUAAGCAAUCUAACACUGUCUGUUACAACUUUGCAACAAGGUGACAUCGUUAUGGUUGCUAGCGAUGGACUUACAGAUAAUUUUGAUCCAAAUGUUUGUAAAUUUGCUGUUAAUAUAAAAAGUGAUCAACAAAAUGUUCGUACCAAACAAAAAACAGAACAGCCAGAAGAACCUAAAGAAAUCAAACAAUCUUUAAAGAAGCCUGUUAGACAAAUGGAACCCGUAGGACAAAAACCUCCAAUGAAACCCCCUAGGAAAUCUAAAACGACAUAUGUAUCCAGUAGGAAUUCUAUGGAUAGAAGUACAGUUAUUAGUAACUGUUUACCCGAUAAGUCUUCAGUGAAAAAUAGUCCAAUACAGGAUAAAAACGCUUCCAUUGUUAAACAUUCCGAUAUUAGUCAUUCCAAUCAACCUAAAAAGGACGAUAAUAGUAGUAAGGAUAUAAAUACGGAAAUUAAAAAUGAUUCUCCUAAAGAAAACAGCAUAAAUGAUUCUAUGAAUAGCGAAUCCGAAUAUAAUAAUCCACUUAUAGCUGCAUUUAUGAGCCAGAAUUCAUUGGAUGGAACGCCAAAAAGUGAAAAAAGUUAUAAGCAAUCCGCAGUAGCAGAAAAUAAAGCCAGCAGUUUGAGACGUCAAGCUGCUAGUCAAACUCGUCAAGAUAUUGUGGGAUCUAAUCUGAAGCAAUCGAAAUCACCCCACGCCACCCCAUCGAAUAGAGAGAAAAAAUCCGCUGGAGAAAAAUGUAGUACAACGUCGGGAAGAGUUGAGGCAGGUUACAAAUUUUUACGAUCAAAAACCGCUAUAGAUAUCAGAAGUUCAAAUGCAAAACCUAUAGUGAGAAAUGAAGAUGGUAUACCUUACAUUACUCCAAAUCAGAGAUAUGAUCUCCAGUUAUUGUUGAUGGAAGAUAUUCUGAAAAAUGGGUUAUCGGGUAAAGAUGGUCCCUGUACAUCUGCUAAACAAUUGUGCGAAAAUCUAAUUAGUUAUACUAUUAGUAUAACAUCUGCGAAACGUCAUACACUCGAAGAUCAAGAUUUGUACUUUGAUGACAAAAAUGGUGUUUUGGUGGAAAUUACUAACCAAGAGAAAAAAUUACGUAGAAAAAAGGGUUUAGAAAAAGUACAGAAUUUACCCGGAAAAUUAGAUCACGUAACUGUUGUCGCUUAUAAUGUUGGUAUCGUACAGUAAUACCAAUAAAAGAAAUCGCCUAUUGAGGUUAAUUCACACAAUAAACGCCUAAUUUUUUUUAAUUCAAUUGAUACUACACAAUGUUUCAAAUUAAAUAGAGGGGUUCGAACGCUUUAUAAUAUUUUUUACAUUAAACUGUCCAUCAUAAAUAAUUAUUACAUUUUUACAUAUAAAAGUAUCACAUGUCAAAACGAUAUGAGAGUUCUUUCCAAACGUUGAUCAGGAUCUUUGGAGUGAUUCACUGUUGUUUGAAUCCUGUUUCAGGAGUAUUAAUCCCCGAAGGUGUAAUGAUAGAAAAAGAUCUCCUUGCGACCUAGCCAACUACCAGAUUCAGUGACGUUUACCCAACUGUGUACUUCGUUGGGUCAGUGAAUUGGCUCACCAUCAUGCUGAUCUAGUUCAUAUUUUCCUAGUAUAGCAAGAUAAGGUGCAUAAGGUCCAUAAUAAGAAGCCCAUAAACUAUUCACCGGAAUAUAGCAAAAAGAAAAUUCGUUGUAUUUGUACCAUAUCGUGAGAAUUUCCAGAUCUGAUGAAUCCUCCAAGAGUCGCUGGCUUUGAAACAAGGCUCUUCCACUAGGUCAAAUCCUCUUGUGAAAUUACACGGUGUUAGGACAGGUGACCGUGAAGGUAAUAGAAGUUUAUUUCAUUCUGUCGGUGAAUUGGCUCACCGUCUUGCUGAUCUAGUUCAUAUUUUCCUAAUAUAGCAAGAUAAGUUGCCAAACCAAUAAAAAGUAGCCCAUAAAAUAUCCAGUGGAAUAUAGCACAAAAAAUAUUCAAUUUACGGGAUUCUCGUUGUAUUUGUACCAUAACGUGAGGCUUUCCAUAUUUGAUGAAUCCUCCAGAAGUCGCUGGCUUUGAAACAAUGCUCUUCCACUAGGUCAAAUCCUCUGUCUGAAAUUAUACGGUAUUAGGACAGGUGACCGUGAAGGUAAUAGAAAAAGUGCAUUUCAUUCUGUCAUUGAAUUGGCUCAGACUUGCUGAUCUAGUCCAUCAUAUGCUAAUAUAACAUGAUAAGAAGAACUUGUUCCAGGUGUUGAAUCAAUAAAUUAAAGCCCAGAAACUAUUCACCGGUACAUAGCACGAAAAAUAUUCAAUUUAUGAGAGUCUCGUCGUAUUUGUAACAUAGUCUUUCCAGAUCUGAUGAAUCCUCCAGGAGCGCUGGCUUGGAAACAAUGCUCUUCCACUAGGUCAAAUCCUACAAUUUUCCUAUGUGUGGUAAUGAGCUUGACAAUUACAGAAGACGUGGUACAAUAGUAGCUUCCUCUAUUCCACCGAACCAGAACUGCGGAUUGGUGGACCUGUCCUGUCUGUGUUUUAUCUGCGAAAACAGGCUUCCACGUGUUCUGGGGUCUUACUAGUAUUUCCGCCACACAUUGUGAGGGUUCGUCUCAACUAUGAACGUUUUGGUUAGGUCUGCAACUUGCGUCAUGCCUCUUUGUUUUUACCUAGAGCUUAAGAUGUUCCUUAAUAUGUAAGGGAUUUCCAUUGCAGCUUGGGGUUUGCAAACAAAAAAUUAUCUUCUCUUUUAUUCAUCGAAAACAUUGUGUGAACAAACUUAUUGGUGCCAUUUAUAACUAUAAAUGUAAUAAAUACAGUACCCUGCUAUUAAUUUUACAACAUGCGGUGUAAUAACAACGAAUUGUCGUUUAAAUAAAGGUUUGGAUAAAAUAAGGAAGGUCCAAUUGACUAUCGAUUGUUUUAUGAAUUAGGCAUCUGAAAAAUAAUUUCUCUAGAAUAUGGAAUAUUGAAAAUAGAGGCCCGGUACAGUGCAAUUGAUGUUUUGUUUAAUUUUUGUUACCUUUUCGAAAUUUUUUGUUAUGAAAUAUUUACAUAAUUUGUAAUUUAACAUGCCGAAUAUAAAAAAAAUAUACAUUUUUAACAAAA
Molecule: messenger RNA, 4824 nt
Organism: Diorhabda sublineata
Lineage: Eukaryota; Metazoa; Arthropoda; Insecta; Coleoptera; Chrysomelidae
Product: PP2C-like domain-containing protein CG9801
Exons: 10
Coding region: 205-2940 (911 amino acids)
Source: RefSeq, a predicted model, not a curated record